AUGUCACCCAAAAUCAUAACCGUAAUCGGAUCUCUCAACACCGAUCUCGUAACGCUUACUCCCCGCGUCCCCUCUGGAGGUGAAACCAUAACCGCUACGUCCUUUAAAACUGGUCCCGGUGGGAAAGGCGCCAACCAAGCCGUAGCAUGCGCUCGCCUCUCUCGACCGAAUCCCGCUUCCACCCCGUCUUAUACUAGCGAUGUUCUGAUCAAAAUGAUCGGUGCGGUCGGUGACGAUGAAUUCGGCCCAUCCCUCAUCUCCUCUCUCAAAGACUCCCUCAUCGACACAACAUCCAUCCAAACCAUUCCAUUCCAAUCAACCGGCGUAGCAGUUAUCCUCGUGGAAUCCGAGAGCGGCGAAAACCGCAUCCUAUUAUCCCCCGGCGCCAAUCACUCCCUCCAACCCAGCGCCUUCACCCACCCCACCACCCUCGGCACCCCCCACCCCUCCCUCCUCGUCCUGCAACUCGAAAUCCCCAUCCCCGCCGUCCUCCAAAUCCUCGCCACCGCCCAGAAAGCCAACAUCCCCGUACUCCUCAACCCAGCGCCUGCCGUGCCCCUCCCCCUAGAAGCCUACCCCUCCAUAACGCACCUAAUCCUCAACGAAACCGAAGCCGCCAUUCUCAGCUCGCGCUCCAUCUCUGUCGUCGAAGACCCCUCUUUCGAUUGGCGCACCAUAACCAACGAAUUCCUGUCCCGCGGCGUGAAAACCGUCAUCGUAACUCUCGGUUCCAAGGGCGCCAUCUUCGCUACUGGCGACGUUUACGAACAUGUGCCUGCGGAGGAGAAUGUAAAGGUGGUUGAUACGACUGCUGCGGGCGAUACAUUCGUAGGAGCCUAUGCUGUUGAGUUAGUGCGUAAUGUAGAUGCUGAUGCUGACGUUAUGCUUGCUGCAGUUGCGAAAGCGUGUAAGGCAGCUGCGCGGACUGUGGAAAAGGAAGGGGCUCAGAGUGCUAUACCUUGGGCUGAUGAAGUGGAAAGAUAG
Molecule: messenger RNA, 984 nt
Organism: Sclerotinia borealis F-4128
Lineage: Eukaryota; Fungi; Ascomycota; Leotiomycetes; Helotiales; Sclerotiniaceae
Source: the annotation of a GenBank genome assembly